This is a messenger RNA of Rattus norvegicus (Norway rat), 3019 nucleotides long. It is a transcript of the gene Xrcc3, whose product is annotated as X-ray repair cross complementing 3. Gene Ontology annotation, biological process: replication fork processing; positive regulation of mitotic cell cycle spindle assembly checkpoint; double-strand break repair via homologous recombination. The record is from RefSeq and is a predicted model, not a curated record. Gene Ontology annotation, cellular component: perinuclear region of cytoplasm; nucleus; replication fork. Lineage: Eukaryota; Metazoa; Chordata; Mammalia; Rodentia; Muridae. Gene Ontology annotation, molecular function: ATP-dependent DNA damage sensor activity; crossover junction DNA endonuclease activity; four-way junction DNA binding.
UGGGGCGGCGGGAGAGGGCGGAGGGCAACGUGGGUUUCGAGAGCCCCAGGCCGGGGCUGGGGUUCAAGAACGAACUUCCCCCGCGGGGCACCCCUUCAGGCCCGUAGUGGGGUUUGGAUCGAAUCGAGAGUCCGGACCCUCUCCACUGAGCGCGGAACCUGCUUUCAGCACCAGUGUCCCAGGCCAGCCACUGCGUCGCUGCAAACUUGACCUGUGACUUUUUUUUCUUGUGGUGUUUGUAAGGACGGGUCUCAUUGCGCAUGUAGCCUAGGCUGGCCUUGGAUUCAGCAGUCCUUGCCUCAGCCUUCCUUGUACCAACAGAGGUGUGAGCCACCGCGCGCACCUCUUCUUCUUUGGGUAAUUGGCCAAAUCAACUACCCAGGAGCUUUGCUCACUCUCUGUCACAGCCUGCUCUGAGAAACCCGUCUCUGUCUUCUGAGUGCUGGGAUUACUGGCAGCCCACCAUACCUGCCCAGCACCAGAUCUCAGGUCCUCAGCCUCCUCACUCUUGGCACUGCCAGCCUGAGCCACCCCACCCCCAUCCUUAGUGUUUCUUGGCACUGUCAUUUGAAGCCACGUAUAAGAUGGACGUGCAUUGUAGAACACGUCUUCCCUCACACCGACCGGACUGGCUCUAACGUAGACAGGUGGGCGGAGAAGAGGCCUGGUGCUGUCCUCGUCAGCUCCCUUUCCGGGGGAGGGGAGGUUUCUCCAUGCUUUCUGAUGAGGCAGCAAGUUGACAGCAAGCGCGUGGGAGUUUGUCACCAUUGCUGUGUAAGCUCUGCAUGCUCAUGGUGGACCCACGGAGGAAAUGGACUUGGAUCAGCUGGACCUAAACCCCAGAAUUACUGCUGCCAUUAAAAGGGGCAGACUGAAGUCAGUGAAGGAGGUUCUGUGCUACUCUGGCCCAGACCUGCAGCGGCUCACCAGCCUGCCCAGCCACGAUGUGCAGCUCCUGCUGAGAGCAGCCGCUCUUCACCUUCGGGGAAGCCGCGUCCUUACAGCACUGCACCUGUUCCAGCAGAGGGAGAGCUUCCCUGAGCAGCAUCAACGCCUGAGCCUGGGCUGCCCUGUCCUGGACCAGUUCCUGGGUGGAGGCCUGCCCCUGGAGGGCAUCACUGGCUUGGCUGGCCGAAGCUCAGCAGGAAAGACCCAGCUAGCCCUACAGCUCUGCCUGGCUGUGCAGUUCCCACGGCAAUACGGAGGCCUGGAGGCCGGGGCUGUCUAUAUCUGCACAGAGGAUGCCUUCCCCAGCAAGCGGCUGUGGCAGCUCAUUGAACAGCUGCAGGAGCUGCGGACAGAUGUGCCUGGGGAGGUAACACAGAAGAUCAGGUUCGGCAACCACAUCUUCAUUGAGCACGCGGCUGACGUGGACACCUUGAUGGAGUGUGUGAGUAAGAGGGUCCCCAUUCUGCUGUCAAGGGGCAUGGCCCGCCUGGUGGUGGUUGACUCCAUUGCAGCCCCAUUUCGUUGUGAGUUCCAUCUCCAGGCCUCGGCGGUCAGGGCGAAGCACCUGCACUCGCUGGGGGCCGCGCUUCAAAGGCUGAGUAGCACCUUCCGGAGCCCCGUGCUGUGCAUCAACCAGGUGACAGAAAUGGUAGAGGACCAGGAGUCUGCAGGGGCUUGGGAGGAGCGCCUCUCUCCAGCCCUUGGCAUCACCUGGGCUAACCAGCUCCUGAUGCAACUGAUGGUUGACCGGAUCCAUGAGGACAGUGUUACCACAGGCUUGCCCAGAAGCCCAGCUCGGACUCUACGAGUACUCUUCGCCCCCCACCUCCCCCUCUCCUCCUGCUGCUACACAGUCAGUGGGGAAGGAGUUAGAGGGAUGGCAGGAACUGAGUCCUGCUAACAGUAGGGCCAGUGCAUUAGCCUGACCCUGAUUCUGACGAAUCCUUCCAACAACCUGUGUCAGUCCAUGGCACCUGGUGAACUGGCUCCCAAUGACGGUCAGUCAGUAUCUGCUCUCUCCUCCCUGGGGUUCACCUACUGUUGAGCCUUGGGGUUUGGCCUCACACUACCUGUCAUAGGAUGUCCGACCAACAGGGGCUCUGGCAGCCCUGGGACCCCAGAAUGACUUAGCUCUUCUCUCUGCCUGGGACUUUCAGCAGCUUGGUGGGGCCUCCUCUCCUGCAGGAUGAUCUUAAUUCCCCCCAACCCCCACUACACACACACACACACACGCACACACACAUCCAUACACAUGCAUGCAUGCACACACAGUAACACACACCACUCAGGUCAAACGUGACUUGCAGUGAGGUACUCCCCCCACCGUGCCCCUCCACACACACAUACAACAACAUUUGGGGGCAGAGUGGAGAAAAUACUCUGAGGAAGGGAAACGGUGCUGACCUGAUUCAGUUGCCUGGGCUAAGCAGCUUUGGGCAACUUACAACAGGGUCUGUCCUCACUGCGGCUGGUUAGUGUGCCCAGCAACUCUGGCUUGGCAGUGCAUCUAGGCUGAAGGCACCACAGUGCACCCGACAGCAUGGAGUGCACACUCAGCCAGCGGCGGACAAGCGUCCUGGUAAGAUCUGCUCUGGACUCAGAAUCAACACCCUGUGGACUUGGGGCUCAACAGUCACCAAUGAACGUGACCUCUGAAGACAGGGCUGUGGUGACAAAGCCCUGUGCUUCAAGAUCCUGCCACGUAGCACAGGCUCCCACCAGCAAAUGUGCCAGGUGGAGACUCACCAGUGUGUGACUCCUCAAACCAGGUCAUACACUGUCACUGUCCCCACUCAAAUAUCGAAAAUAGUCCACUUAUGGUAUAUACCAUGACAUCUUCAGGGUGGCCCCAUCCUCUUCUGAGCUCAUCAACCUUCCAAAGGCCCCUGGGGUACUCCCCCCCCCCCGCCCCCGCAAUUCUGCACUAACCCUAAGUCUCCGGCAGGCAAUGCCCCACCUGGGUCUGAGAGGCUGAGGAUACUGACAUAAAUAAGGGGAUCGUGUGGAGUUUGUAUAAAACAGCUUCUCAGGGUUUUGUAUUGGGAAAUAAAACUAUUUUUGUAACAAGGUA